CGUUGUUAUCUCAGGUCGGAACUCGGAAGGAAGAGAGAAAUAAAAGUUGGCAGUAACCUCUGUAAUUGAAGAAAAAAGGGUCUGUCUCUCUCUCUCUCUCUCUCUCAGUUAACCGCAGAGCUGCCGGAGCUACAACCGGCCUCAGUCACCAUCAAACGAUCCAGGUGUAUGUAUGGCAGUCAAUACGAGUAGUGAGAUGGAUCACAAUGAGGAGGAAUCCGGUGGUGGUGCCGGAGCUGAACCUCAUGGGAAGCAAGAUGAUGAGGAAGCCGUUGCUCGGCUUGAGGAAAUGAAGAAAUCAAUCGAGUCAAAGAUGGCUCUUCGUCAAAGCAAUUUGAACCCCGAGAGGCCUGACUCAGGAUUUCUGAGGACAUUGGAUUCCAGCAUUAAACGCAACACAGCAGUUAUUAAAAAACUGAAGCAGAUAAAUGAAGAGCAGCGGGAAGGGCUGAUGGAUGACUUGAGAAGUGUCAACCUUAGCAAAUUUGUCAGUGAAGCUGUUACUGCUAUUUGUGAUGCUAAACUUAGAUCGUCGGACAUACAAGCAGCAGUUCAGAUCUGCUCUCUGCUUCAUCAAAGAUACAAAGACUUCUCCCCGACCCUAGUUCAAGGUCUUUUGAAAGUCUUCUUUCCUGGAAAGUCUGGGGAUGACCCAGAUGCAGAUAGGAACCUGAGGGCCAUGAAGAAGCGUAGCACUUUGAAACUCCUUUUGGAACUUUACUUUGUUGGAGUUAUAGAAGAUGGUGGUAUUUUUGUGAAUAUUAUUAAAGAUCUUACCAGUGGAGAACACUUAAAGGACCGGGAUACUACUCAGACAAAUUUGACUCUUCUUGCUAGUUUUGCUCGGCAGGGAAGAAUGUUUCUUGGUCUUCCACUCUCUGGGCCAGAAAUACAUGAAGAGUUUUUUAAGGGCCUUAAUAUCACACCAGAUCAAAAGAAGUUUUUCAAGAAGGCAUUUCAAGCAUAUUAUGAAGCUGCAGCUGAACUACUUCAGUCUGAGCAUACUUCACUUCGCCAAAUGGAGCAUGAAAAUGCAAGAAUCCUUAAUGCUAAAGGAGAGCUCAGUGAUGAUAGUGCCUCUUCAUAUGAAAAGCUGCGGAAAUCUUAUGACCAUUUGUACCGCAAUGUCUCAGCUUUAGCAGAAGCACUUGAUAUGCAGCCUCCAGUAAUGCCGGAGGAUGGUCACACAACUAGGGUUACUAGCGGAGAGGAUGCUUCAUCUCCAGCUGCUGGAAAGGAUUCUUCUGUACUUGAAGCCAUAUGGGACGAUGAAGAUACUAGGGCUUUCUAUGAAUGUUUGCCAGAUCUUAGAGCAUUUGUUCCAGCUGUGUUACUGGGAGAAGCAGAGUCUAAAGUCAAUGAGCAAUCUGCAAAGACCCAAGAGCAACCAACUGAACCUGCGCCUGAAUUAGACCAGAGUCAACAGGCUACAGAAGAUGCUGCGGAAUCAUCUGCAGAUGUUGGUGCUUUACAAGAAGGAAAAAUCAGAGAGAAAGGAAAGGAGAAGGAAGAAAAAGAUAAAGACAAGAUUAAAGAUGCAGACAAAGAGAAAGGUGACAAGAAGGGAGAGAAAGGAAAGGAGAAGGAAGAAAAAGAUAAAGACAAGAUUAAAGAUGCAGACAAAGAGAAAGGUGACAAGAAGGGAGAGAAUGAAAAGGAGAAACUAAAAAGUAUCGAAGGGACGAAUUUGGAUGCUUUACUGCAGAGGCUCCCUGGUUGUGUGAGCCGUGACCUCAUCGACCAAUUGACUGUAGAGUUUUGUUAUCUAAAUUCUAAAGCAAAUCGGAAAAAACUUGUGAGGUCAGUGUUUAAUGUCCCCAGGACAUCGUUGGAGUUACUGCCGUACUACUCACGCAUGGUUGCCACUCUGUCGACUUGUAUGAAGGAUGUAUCUUCCAUGCUCCUGGCUAUGUUGGAGGAGGAGUUCAAUUUCUUAAUAAAUAAAAAGGAUCAAAUGAACAUUGAAACAAAGAUUAGGAAUAUUAGAUUUAUUGGAGAACUCUGCAAGUUCAGAAUUGCACCAGCUGGUCUUGUGUUUAGUUGUUUAAAGGCUUGUCUAGAUGAUUUUUCUCAUCAUAAUAUUGAUGUUGCUUGCAAUCUUCUUGAGACUUGUGGCCGUUUUCUGUAUCGCUCUCCUGAAACUACUGUGCGGAUGGCUAACAUGUUGGAAAUAUUAAUGCGCUUAAAGAAUGUUAAAAAUUUGGAUCCUCGGCACAGCACCCUUGUUGAAAAUGCUUACUACCUGUGCAAACCGCCUGAGAGAUCCGCACGAGUUGCUAAAGUCCGUCCUCCAUUGCAUCAGUAUAUAAGAAAGUUGCUAUUCUCAGAUCUUGAUAAAUCUACCCUUGAGCAUGUGCUGAGGCAAUUGCGUAAACUACCAUGGGGUGAAUGUGAGCCAUAUCUUUUGAAAUGCUUUAUGAAGGUUCACAAAGGGAAGUACGGUCAGAUCCAUUUGAUUGCUUCUCUCACUGCUGGCCUGAGUCGCUAUCAUGAUGAAUUUGCUGUCUCUGUUGUUGACGAGGUUUUAGAGGAGAUCCGGCUUGGCCUUGAAUUAAAUGAGUACGGAAUGCAGCAAAGACGAAUUGCCCAUAUGCGAUUCCUAGGAGAGUUAUACAACUAUGAACAUGUAGAUUCUUCUGUUAUAUUUGAGACUCUAUACUUGAUUCUCAUCUUUGGCCAUGGCACAACAGAGCAAGAUGUAUUAGAUCCACCAGAAGAUUGUUUCCGCAUAAGGAUGGUUAUUACUCUUCUCGAAACUUGUGGACAUUACUUUGACCGAGGCUCUUCUAAGAGGAAACUUGAUCGCUUCUUGAUGCACUUUCAGAGAUAUAUACUAAGCAAAGGUGUACUACCACUAGAUGUUGAGUUUGACUUACAGGACUUAUUUGCAGAAUUGCGUCCCAAUAUGACUCGAUACUCAUCCCUUGAAGAAGUUAAUGCAGCUCUGGUAGAGCUUGAGGAGCACUCGGAGAAGGCCAAUAAUGAGAAGCACUCAGACACUGAAAAGUCUUCAAGGAGGACAACCUCCAAUAAAAUGUCAGUGAAUGAACAGAGUGUUGUGAAUGGUACAGAGGGAAAUGGGGUGGUGCAUGAAGACCAUAGAGAUAGUGACAGUGAUUCAGGAAGUGGCACUGUUGAUCCAGACAGACAUGAAGAAGAAUUGGAUGAAGAGAAUCAUGAUGAUGGAUCAGAGAGUGAAGAGGAGGAUGAUGAUGGGGGUGGACCUGCUUCUGACGAGGAGGAUGAAGUCCAUGUCAGACAGAAGGUUGCAGAGGUGGAUCCUCAGGAAGAAGCAGAUUUUGAGCUGGAUCUCAAGGCUGUUAUGCAGGAAAGCAUGGAGCAACGAAGGCAAGAGCUGCGAGGUCGGCCUACAUUGAAUAUGAUGAUACCAAUGAAUGUGUUUGAGGGGUCCAUCAAGGACCAUCAUGGACGUCUUGGAGGGGACAGUGGUGAUGAGGGGGAUGAGGAGUCUGGAGGAAGCAAGGAUGUCCAAGUCAAAGUUCUCGUGAAGCGUGGUAACAAGCAACAAACAAAACAGAUGUACAUCCCUCGUGAUUGCUCCCUUAUACAGAGCACAAAACAGAAAGAAGCAGCAGAGCUUGAAGAGAAACAAGACAUCAAGAGGCUAGUCUUGGAAUAUAAUGAUAGAGAAGAGGAGGAACUUAAUGGAUUAGGGAAUCAGACUUUGAACUAUGCGCAGAGUGGUGGCAAUAGAUUUGCUGGUCGUGGCAGCACUUGGGAAGGAACUAGCGGCAGAGGUGGUGGACCACGUCGAUAUCACAGUAGUUAUUCUGGUGCUGGAGUUUAUUACAGCAGGAGAAAGUGAACAGCAUGGUUUUGCAAAAAUAGUAAAGCUGAAACACUCCAACCACAGGUUUCCCUCGUUUUGCAGAGGUGAUUCAUUCCUGUUCAAAUCCAUGCUUAACUUACAAGUUGAACAAUAAUUUGAAGAAACAACACUUCUAUCCAAUGGGGAAAGCCAUAAGCCAUGCAUUUCUGGGGACAUUCAACCUGGACCUUUUUCUCCAUCUGGCAAGGCUGUCACGUACUCGAAUACAUGGGGGAUGGCGGACUAGGAAAAUCAAGAGAUCAAUGCACAAGAAAGGUGGUUCUGUGAUAGUGAGAUUCUGAUAUGCAAAUAUGCCAUUGGGCGCUAGAUCUUUUCAUUAGUUUCGAACCUGAUGAAUGAGUCCUGCGUGUAUAUUUGUCAAUGUGAAGUAAAAAUGCGAUGUAAACUCUGCUUGGGUUUUACGUAAUAUAUGUUCCAUUUUGUAUCCAGUCUUAUGCACUGGAAUACUAGUGUUUUCGGUAAAACCUAUGUUUUUAGGGUGCUGUAUUACUCAUUGCCAUGGGUACAAAAUUGUUAUCAUAAUUAAUCAUGUAGCACUCCCGCACUGCUUGACAUGUA
Molecule: messenger RNA, 4408 nt
Organism: Rosa rugosa (rugosa rose)
Lineage: Eukaryota; Viridiplantae; Streptophyta; Magnoliopsida; Rosales; Rosaceae
Product: regulator of nonsense transcripts UPF2
Exons: 18
Coding region: 173-3826 (1217 amino acids)
Biological process (GO): nuclear-transcribed mRNA catabolic process, nonsense-mediated decay
Cellular component (GO): exon-exon junction complex; cytoplasm
Molecular function (GO): RNA binding; protein binding
Source: RefSeq, a predicted model, not a curated record